Molecule: messenger RNA, 1136 nt
Organism: Lycium ferocissimum
Lineage: Eukaryota; Viridiplantae; Streptophyta; Magnoliopsida; Solanales; Solanaceae
Exons: 1
Coding region: 228-998 (256 amino acids)
Source: RefSeq, a predicted model, not a curated record
AGCCAACCAUAUUCAACCCCACUUCACCUAUAUAUAAAUGUGCACAGAAACAGACCUAAAGAUAAGAAACUCAUCCUUCAUAAACACAUUGAAAAUCAAAAGCAAAAGAGAGCUAGCUAGCUAGCUGAAUUUGGAUCAGCAUCGGCUCUACGAAGUCAGAAUCAAAUUUUUCUGUUGCCUUUCCCAGUUUAUUCGUGAAUAAUAAUUUGAGGACGUGAAGCGUACUCAUGGAAAAACCAUGCAAGUCAUCAAAGAAGAAAACAAUCUUCAAAUUAUUACCAAAAGCAGUUGCAGCAGCUGCGUUUAUACUACACAAUGCACAUGCACCUUUUAGUCCAAGCAGAGAAAAAAGAUUAGCAGCGGAACAUCAACACAAGAAUCAUUACCAUAAAGGAUUUGCAGGACCAAUUAUACCAGUAAUUCCAUCCCAUCAAUCUGGAAGAAAAUCCGAGCCAAGUUCGCCGAAAAUCUCAUGCAUAGGCCAAAUCAAACACAACAAGAAAAAGACGUUGAAUCGCAUUAGCAGUAACAAAAGAACAAGCACUAGUAACCAUCAACAAAAAAACGUUACGAAGAAAUCGAUGUCUAGUUUUGGAAAUAUGUUUGGUGGCAAAUCGAAAUUUAUUUCGGGGAGGAAAUCAGACGUUACAGCUGAAAAUAUUAUUUGUAACCUUCCUGAUAGAGCACCUUGUUUGAGUCAAAUGCAAAGGUUUGCUAGUGGACGCGAACCGUUGACCAAUUUUGACUGGAGUUCUAUACAAAUUACACCCAAAGAUCAUCCUAAGUAUUAUACGGAUGAUGAUAGAGGAUACAGUGAUUAUGAAGAUGAAGAAGAAGAUGAUGAUGACGAAGAAAAAGAACUAAACGUUACUUUUUCUGCUCCAAUAUUAGUAGGUAGAGGAAGAACAAAUAUACCCUUGGAGCCAAGAAAGGAAAUUAAUUUAUGGAAAAGGAGAACCAUGAAUCGACCUAGUCCGCUUCAAUUGAAUAAUUAUUAGAUAAGUUCUUUUUUUUUUAAUCUUCUAUUUAUUUAAUUCUCUCAGUUUAUUCUUGUUCUUGAUUCAUUUCUGCUUCGUAGUGUAUGAUAUGCUGUAAAUGUAAAUUCAUUCAUUCAUAAGUAGAGUUAAAAGUUAUAU